Molecule: messenger RNA, 381 nt
Organism: Trichoderma asperellum CBS 433.97
Lineage: Eukaryota; Fungi; Ascomycota; Sordariomycetes; Hypocreales; Hypocreaceae
Source: RefSeq, a predicted model, not a curated record
AUGUGCACCUUUUUCUGGUGCUAUGUGCUCUGCCCAUGCCCGUACGAGAAGGACUGCGCCUUAGCCAUUAAUCGGAUAGUGUACUGGGCUGGUCUGUGGCGCCAUAGGACGGGGAAGCGGGCCCCUGUUCCCAACUCUGGCACGGCUUGCGAGAGGCGUAAGGAGAUGUACGGCCAAGAUGCCGAGCCCUCGUGGGGGUGCUCGUUUCGGCGACUCAUAGACUGGAUGGCGGAGUUGACCUUUGUUAUCGAUUCGACGCCGUGCGCUGAGUGCAGCUACAAGUGUAAGGCUCGCUUUGAUAAGAGAAUGGAGGAGGAGAGACAGAGAAGAGAGGAAGGGAGGAGAGAGGAGACGGUUUCAUAUGGCAGUGCAAGCAGAUGA